CGCGGGCCGCCACGUCGACCGCACGCAGCGCGGGCCAUGGUCGCGCGAACCGAUGAGAGCAUGUUCGGGUGCUACGGUGACAGCUACUCGUACCGCCUGUGGAGCCUGGCCAACGUGUGGGGCGCUUGCCGAUGUGAGUAACGCGGCCCUGCCCCGUGCGACCUCGGACCUGGACUCUCGUGAGGAAUCUCGUGUGUAGUACGACGUAGAUGCGAUCUCGCGGUGCCUCGCGAAGUGCGUGCGACAGCGCGGUCAGUGCCAGUACUCGGUGUGCGUAGCCGACGAGGCGACUAGCUCGAUGAAAGUGCACAGCUCGCUUAUGGGAGUGAGUUGGUACAAUAGCUUGGCGGCCGGUUGGCUCCCGGACAUGCGGAGCAAGCAGGUCCCCAUCUCCACCACCUCCGCCAGGCGGCAUGCGGCCGAGAUCCGUCCUCUGGCGGGUGCGGGCGGCGGCGAGGGCAAGCCGGCGGAAGAGGAGGAGGAGCGCGGCGGCUCCCCGCUGGGCCCCGGCGGACCCUACGCCUGCAGCCAGUGCCGCGGCGCCUACCCCUCGCGCGAGCAGCUCGAGCGACACGAGACGCUGCACUCCCCCAACACUCAGGUGGAUACCGACAAAUAUACAUGCAAGAUCUGCCACAAGAGCUUCGCCAACGUGUACCGACUGCAGCGGCACAUGAUUAGCCACGACGAGAGCGCCCUGCUGAGGAAAUUCAAAUGCAACGAUUGUGAUAAAGCUUUUAAAUUUAAACAUCACUUGAAGGAGCACCUGCGAAUACACAGCGGUGAGAAGCCGUUUGAAUGUGCCAACUGCGGAAAGAAGUUUUCCCACUCUGGAUCUUAUUCCAGUCAUAUGACGUCCAAGAAGUGUUUGGUGAUGAAUUUAAAGAUGGGCCGCAUCAAGCCUAAUAAUCCGGCGCUGAACCCUGAUCGAAGCCCGUCAAGAAAACGACCGAGCAAUAUGAUGGCGUCGCAACUAAAUAAUAACAUUGCUCCUAACGGAAAUUCUUUCCUUCCUAUUUUACCAAAAUACAAUGAGACGGCUGCAUUUUUCGCAUCCAUGGCCUCCCAGGAGAACAACUUCCACCGGCCGGCGCUGGGCCAGCCCGGCCUGCACCCGUUCUACAUGCCGCCCGGCAUGCCGCUGAGUCCUUCAAGCGGAAUCACUCCUUACAGUUUCCCGGCUUCUCUUACUCAGUUUUUUGAGCAGUUGGCGUCCAGUCAAUAUCCUCAAAGGGAAAUAAAACAUUCGAUAAGUCCUAAAUUAUCAAGCCCGAGUCCACAUGACCCCGAGGACUUAAUCGAGGAAGUUACUGAGGAAGAUGAUAAAAGAUCAGAAGGAAGUGCCGAAUUAGUAAUGGAUAUUGAGGAUGAUGAAGCUGCCUCAAUUAAAAAAGAACAAGAUGAAAAUGGGAGUGAUCUUAGAUUACCCGUUCCAAAUUUUGAUUCCGUCCCUCUGAAUAACAAUGAAUCUAAACCAGAAGUCGACCAGACCGGUUUUAAGACCAUACUAGAAUCUGUUAGCGCAUCCGUGACCAAACAUUUUCUAAGGGCGAAUAUGCAAAAUAUGUCUCCAGUAAGUGGAAAUAUUUGUCCGAGCAGAGAAUCUCCGCCCGCACCACCACUCGCGAUCAAACAGGAACCGGAAGACGCUUUCUGUUGUACGAAAUGUAACACUUCGUUCAAUAAUAAAAGUGAUUUAUUAGAACAUGAAAAAGUCCUUUGUGGAAACCUUUUUAGAAAACACGAAGGAUUGGCAGCUCAAGUUGCUGAGACGGUGGCUUUAAAUAGAUUAGAAGCGGAAAUGAGAGCUUCCAUUCAAAGCGGAGUAAGUGCUAGUGAGGACGAAGACUUCAGCAAAGAAGAUCGCGAUGAUAAAGCAUCUAUCCAUGACACCGAUAGAAAAAUAAGAGUUCGUACCGCUAUCAGCGAGGAGCAACAAACAAUUCUAAAAGAGCACUAUUCCAUCAACCCAAGACCAAAUCGGGAUGAAUUUAAAAGAAUCGCUCAGCAGCUAGGUCUAGACAAUAGAGUAGUUCAAGUGUGGUUCCAGAAUAAUCGGGCAAGAGUACGGCGCAUGACGCAGACUUUAACAGUAUCUGACCAACCGCUGGACCUCUCCACGAAGAAGUCGAGCCAGUCGGUGACGUCGAGUCCGUCGCCGUCGCCGCCCUGCAGCGUGUCCAUUACACAUUCCGACUCUGAGGAGGCCGUUAAUCUUAGCCAGAAGUCUUCACGAAGUACGACGCCUCAUCGCAACAACUUCUUGACUACGUAUCCACAUUCCAAUUGCUCCUCGUCCUCCUACACAGACUUCCGGCAGUCACCCUCUCCUGGAGAACUUGGUGGACAAAAGCGCAUGUUGAAUCAUAAACUAAAUCCAAUCAUGCCGAUGGAGAAAUUGCUCCAGUACAACGACAUAGUCAAUGCUCGAUCGCCGAUUCUGAAUAUGCAUUUGUCAGCCGACAUGAAGCGGCAGAGUUCUAGUCCUCUGUACGACAGACAGCCGUGGUCGGACGACAUGCACGGUCCUAACGACUACGACGACGACGGGUCAGUACUUAAGAAAAUCAAGCUGAAGCAGGAAUACAAGGAGGGGGAGGGCCAGUUCGUGUGCGACCAAUGCGACAAGACCUUUGUGAAGCAGAGCUCGCUCGCUAGACACAAAUACGAGCACUCAGGUCAAAGACCCUACAAGUGCGUGGAGUGCCCGAAGGCGUUCAAGCACAAGCACCACCUCACGGAGCACAAGCGCCUGCACACCGGCGAGAAGCCCUUCCAGUGCUGCAAGUGCCUCAAGAAGUUCUCCCACUCCGGCUCCUACAGCCAGCACAUGAACCAUCGCUUCGCCAUCUGCAAGCCCUACAGGGACUAGGCCCAGGCCUGUCCCACUCGAGGCGAGUACAAGCUCUACACGGACGCCGUAUUUACCAAGCGUUGUUUGACAACUGAUUCAGCUGAGUUAUAAAUGUCUUGUCUUGAUCUAUACUAAAGUAUUGAACGCCCGGUAUUUUCGUUUCGAACUAUUAAAAUUAGGAUCGUUGCUAAUUUGCUCAACCAGUACUUUUUAUACAGUAGGAUAUUGUAAUUAAAUUCAUCGUGCCAAAUAUACAUCGACUAGUGCCAAAAAGCUAAAUAUUAUUGAGAUUAAGUUAUUGUUAUUUAUGCAUAAAAUAAAAUGAUUUAUUUACGACUACCAAAGGAUAUACCAAAGGCCGGUACCUGUAGCCAAUACUCAACUUAUUUUUAUAUAAUAUAGAUUAUUAAUUUCUUGUUUGUCAUCUGAUUUAUUAUGAAGAGUAUGAAAGUUUAGAUAAAACGUAAAAUGAUAUGCUUUUGCAACAGACAAUGCAAUACAAGCAGGGGGUCUAGAUGACAUAGAGGGGAUACACUAGAUGUUUAAGAUCCUAUUGUGAUGACAAUAUUGUAGAUUCAUAAAUUAAUCCUUUUAUUAAAUUUCUUUGCCUACAAUGCAUGGCUUGCACCAGAACAGUUAAUCAAAUUUAAAUCUAUUCCUCUCUUGCUUUGACAUUAUACUGUCAAAGAAAGAAAGCAAUAGAUUUAAAUAUGUUUGAAUAAUUGGUGCAAGUCACCCUAUGAAUAUAGCAAGCAUGAGGCUUUGGUCCACGGACAAAUGCGUAUUGACAUAUAAGUAACUGUUACUUAAAUAUCUAUUAAUCAGUAUUGCAUCUAAAGGCGAUGUUUCUCUUACCAUCAUUCAAAUAAUUACUACCUAUUCAAUGUUACGAAUAAUGCAAAUUAUAAGCUUGUGCGUAAAUGUUAAGUAUUUAGAUAGAAACAAUCUAAAUUAAGUUUAAUUAAAGCAUUCCAUAAUUUCUCCUAUGGGAUCUCUGCUGUGUUUAAAAUUCUUUCAAAUAGUCCAAAGUCUAUAGUUAUUAGUAAGCUGUAAAUAAUUAUGUAAAAAUAUUUUAAGGAUUUAUUUGUAAAUAAUAUGAUAGCUUGGUAAUGUUAACGAGUGUGAGUCGGGUGCGGGCGCCGCGACGCUCCGGUCCCAGCAGUCACGCCGUGGGACCACGUGUGUGACCGCGGGCACCGGGGGCGGCGGCACUGCUUCCUUCCGGACACAAUCAACAUGGUGACAAUAAUGAAAAUGCUGCUUAAGAAAUUCAAUAGGUGUAACUAUGUACUUCAAAUAAAAAUACCCAUAAUAACGAUACAAAUUUAGAAAAAAUAAGAACCCUAUUUAAAAACUACUCAAUUUACAGGCCUGCUCAUACAAAUACUGCUAUAAGAAAUUAUCUGUACUUAAUAUUUUGUAGCCAACUUCUGUAACCAUAAUUUUGUAAUGAAUAUUUUCAAAUUCAAUAUCCCUAAUCAUUAUUUAAAUUAUUUUCUAUAGCAAAAACUUUCCAGUAUGUAAGAACAAAGUUCCUAUGAAAUAUUACAUUUUAAGAUACACCUACCUACAGUUUAUUUUGAACCUACAGUUAUUAUAAUUAUAAUGUAAGUAGGAAAUUACCAAUUCAUAAAGGUUUCUAAGCAACGAAUAUUAGUAAAUAAUCCAACCUAUUUAAUAUUUCCAUCUUAUAAUCUUGCAAAAAUAUUUUGCAACCCAGUAUUGUAACUCUAUAAGUUAUUAAUAUUAUAGAGCAUAUUUCGCUAUAUUCCGGCUUCGAAACGUAAUUUAAACAGUAUUCUACAAAUUAUAUUGUAUUCUAAUGUUUCUGAAAACAAAAUUUUCAUACAAAAUCACAUAAUAAAAUAUUAUAUGAGUGAGUAUACAUAUAAUCAAGAUUAAAAUGAUGUAAGUAAGUGAUCUUCCUAUUAUUCUCUUCACUUGUGUUAUCAAGUUAUUGAACCUACAAGAUUGCAAAAUGUACUUAGUUUUUAGGUUCCUAUAACUAAAUGUUAACAUUUUAAUUUACCUACUUACAUCAUGGUUGUUCUAAAAAAAAUCAUUGAUAAAUUUACACAGCUACUUGUGUUUAAAGUAAAUCAUCAUUAUAUGGGAAUAUUUUUCUAAAUAAUAAUUUCCAUUCAAUAAGCGAGAAUAAUAGGAUUUAUUGUCUGUAGUACCUAAAUGUUUAGAUAUAAGAUUAUGAGUAAUUUCCAAAUGAAUUGAUCAUCUGGUGGGCUAGGUAAACCAAAGAUUAGUUAGUUUUAACAACAUGAUGAGGACAUUGUACAAUAUAAACUCCCAUCUAAGCUUUUAGAAUAAGUUCAAAGUUAUUAUAAUUUCUGUGCCAAAUUUAUGAAAGCAAAAUUUUACUAUUAAGUCUAAUGUGAUUUGGCAGUAUGUACUAUGGCAAAGUUUAGUUACUAGUGCAAUAUAAAUAUUGCAGAGAAUAGGUAUUUCUUCCCUUUAGGUAUGUUUAAUUUUAUGUAUUAAUAAACGCCAAUGUGAAUUCCUAUUGCCAUAUUUACUUUGUUGUAGGGUGUAAGUAUUUUGUACGUGAGAUUGAUGCCAAUGAUGUCACUUGUUAACAUAAGUACAUUACUCUAGUUUGUUAAACUUACGUAUAGAUUAACAUGUGUUAAAAUAUUACCUAUAUUAUAUAAAUUAUAGCUAUUCAUUUCACUUGAUUACAUAAUGUAUAUUGAAUUUAUGAAUAUUAAAAAUAUAUUAUAUAUAUUGAGGAUUCA
This is a messenger RNA of Plutella xylostella (diamondback moth), 5601 nucleotides long. It is a transcript of the gene zfh1, whose product is annotated as Zn finger homeodomain 1. Gene Ontology annotation, biological process: anatomical structure development; regulation of transcription by RNA polymerase II. The record is from RefSeq and is a predicted model, not a curated record. Gene Ontology annotation, molecular function: DNA-binding transcription factor activity, RNA polymerase II-specific; RNA polymerase II cis-regulatory region sequence-specific DNA binding. NCBI's taxonomy places the organism in Eukaryota, Metazoa, Arthropoda, Insecta, Lepidoptera, Plutellidae. Gene Ontology annotation, cellular component: nucleus.